GUAUUUAUCUUCCUGUACCACAGUUAGUGCUCAUUGCAGCGAUGGACUUCAGAGGGAUCACUCUACUUCUACUUGUCAUUUCUGCAGUCCUCCUCAGCACUGAUGGACAUCUUCCUAAGUGCUGUGUGGCUGUUUCAAAGCGCAUCCCAACCAAAAUGAUCAGGAAUGUGCAGAGGUUUAAGAAGCAGAGCAGCUCAGGACUGUGUGACAUCGAUGCCAUUAUAAUAUACGUAAAGAUGCCCAGGACAAAAGGAAAGAAGGACAAAAGAAUCUGCGUUCAUCCAAACGCCAUGAAACUGCUGAAACCAUGGAUGAAAAAGAAACAACUGUUCUCUUCAAAGAUUGCAGCACCAUGAACCCUGUAUGUAGGAAAGGGCAUCUGAGGAUAACUUUGCCGUUUCAUGUUUCUUGGCACGCUUGCUAUCGCACCUCAAUUACUUACAAAUAACUAACCAAUUUGCUGUAACUUAGUUCAUUUUUUUUCUUUCUUUCUUUCAUUUACUCUUUUUUAUUAAUAGUAUUAUCAUGUUAUUUUAUUGCUUGUUUUCUCUGAUUGCUUGUUUAAUGGAUUUAAUGUUUUAUUGUUGAUUCUGUAAGGUGACCUUGAGUGUUCAGAAAGGCGCCCAUAAAUAAAAUGCAUUAUUAUUAUUAUUAUUAUUAUUAUUAUUAUUAUUAUUAUUAACUGAAAUGUUUAAUGUUUGGCAGCUAGUAUUAAACCCUCAAACAAGCAAAAAUCAAACAAGCCUUUCUUACUUACCGGUAUUAAGGGGUCUGACUGAAUAAAGGGGACUAUCC
Messenger RNA from Alosa sapidissima (American shad), 795 nucleotides. RefSeq names its product chemokine (C-C motif) ligand 27a (gene ccl27a). Gene Ontology annotation, biological process: immune response. Gene Ontology annotation, cellular component: extracellular region. Gene Ontology annotation, molecular function: chemokine activity. Lineage: Eukaryota; Metazoa; Chordata; Actinopteri; Clupeiformes; Clupeidae. Bases 42 to 356 code for a protein of 104 amino acids. The record is from RefSeq and is a predicted model, not a curated record. The transcript is spliced from 3 exons.